Molecule: messenger RNA, 2229 nt
Organism: Danio rerio (zebrafish)
Lineage: Eukaryota; Metazoa; Chordata; Actinopteri; Cypriniformes; Danionidae
Gene: cnot9
Product: CCR4-NOT transcription complex subunit 9
Biological process (GO): positive regulation of DNA-templated transcription; mRNA catabolic process
Cellular component (GO): cytosol; P-body; nucleus
Source: RefSeq, marked validated
CGGCAUGGGGGCAGCAAUGAACACAGAUGAUCCUUACCCGCCAACAACUCAGAGAAAGAAAAAGAAGAAGAGGAGCGUAGAAGAAGAGGCAGCUGCGGAAGGCGGUUGUUUUUUUCCCCUUACCUCAUUUGCUAAUGUAAACCUGGUUUAUUUCUCGUUGUUUUGAAAACCACUGUUCACUUUUAUUCUGGAGAGCACAGUAAAGCGGUCGCGAGGAUGUUGGCGACAGGAGCGACUGUAAGCACAGCGGGUCUGGCGCAGGUGGACCGGGAGAAGAUCUACCAGUGGAUCAAUGAGUUGUCCAGUCCAGAAACACGAGAGAACGCCCUGCUGGAGCUCAGCAAGAAGAGAGAGUCUGUGACUGACCUGGCCCCAAUGCUCUGGCACUCCUGCGGGACCAUAGCAGCUCUACUGCAGGAAAUUGUUAACAUCUACCCAUCCAUAAACCCCCCGACACUGACGGCACAUCAGUCUAAUCGAGUGUGUAAUGCCUUAGCACUGCUGCAGUGUGUGGCGUCACAUGUAGAGACACGUUCUGCUUUUCUGGCAGCUCACAUCCCUUUAUUUCUCUACCCGUUCCUGCACACGGUCAGUAAAACCAGGCCCUUCGAGUACCUUCGGCUCACCAGUCUGGGCGUCAUCGGCGCACUGGUGAAAACAGACGAGCAGGAAGUCAUCAACUUUCUGUUAACCACAGAAAUAAUUCCUCUCUGUCUGCGCAUAAUGGAGUCCGGCAGCGAGCUCUCCAAAACGGUGGCCACGUUUAUCCUGCAGAAGAUCCUCUUGGAUGAUACGGGGCUUGCCUACAUCUGCCAGACCUACGAACGCUUUUCACAUGUAGCCAUGAUACUGGGGAAGAUGGUUCUUCAGUUGUCUAAGGAACCCUCGGCUCGUCUGCUUAAACAUGUUGUGCGCUGUUAUUUACGACUUUCUGACAACUCCAGGGCGAGAGAAGCUCUGCGUCAGUGUCUGCCCGAUCAGCUGAAAGACACCACAUUUGCUCAAGUUCUGAAGGACGACUCCACCACCAAACGCUGGCUCGCUCAGCUGGUCAAGAACCUGCAGGAGGGACAGGUGACGGACCCACGCGGCAUCCCUUUACCUACUCAGUAACACACAAACACUGAUAAACACACACACUCAGGACGCCAGCACAGCAGCAUCUCGCACACAUCUGACACAUUUUUACACACAAGGGCACUUAAUAUUUUUUGGCCAAGAAGUUCAGAAACGGUGCUCAGAUUUCACGGUUUGAUUUUAUUUCUUUUUUCGAGAUGUUUAAAUUGACUUUGGACUCUGCUGGACUGAGGAAGAGUCAGUCUCAUCCAUCAUUAGGGAUUUGCUUUUUUUCUACAUCUUCUUGAUGGAAUCCUAAAGAAGAUGAUGAAAGACUGUUUUGUCUGUAUUUUCAUCCUAAACUAAAGGAAAUGUGUAUUUUGAAUGCUGUUGAAUAAACAGUGCCAUGCCAUGGGAAAUGUCAUGCGAAACUGACGACUGCUCUGCUGAUUUUCUGCUCUCAAGGGGGAAUUCGGAGUCAAGUUGUAGUUUUGUGGAGUUAUGUGGAUUAAAAAAAAGUAUCUGAUUAGUUUAUAUAAUAAUUUGAUUUAAUGAUUAUACUCACCAAUUAUAUAUUAAAUGGGAAACAAAGCACUCAGUCAAGUUUACAUUAUUUUGUAAUUGGAUUUCUCUUUAAUGAACAUAUGUUAAACUCGAUUAAUGCAAUCAUUUAGCAUAAAAUGGCAUGUUUUACAAAAAGCUUUUAGACCUAGGGUGCUGCCAUCUUGGAAUAUCGCUGUGUCUGAUGUCACGGGGUUGGUUCUGUUCCCUCAGCUGAACAGAUACAGUGGUAGUAAUGGACUGAACGUGGAAACUGCAAAGCCUAAUUUAACCCAAUGCAUGAAGUUGUGGACAUGAAGCUUGUGCAAAUUCAAUCAUCAGAUGUGUGUCUAACAUAAAAUAUAUAUUUAUUAUAUUAUUUAUUAAAAAUAGAUUUAUUAAAUCUUAAAAAGGGGUAAACUAGGUGGCCUUUAACAUAAUAUAAAUCCACUGUGACGCUUGCAACUUUAUUGACUGCUACCGGCUGGCCAUUAGUUGUAAUGCUAAAACAAGCUGUGAAAAAAAAGCUAGUGAAAUACUUUUCAAUCAAUUUACUUUUUGUCUUAUUAAUGUACUGAACAAUUAUGUGGUGAUCAGUUAUUUCUUUUUAAUAAAACUAUGGUAUUCUUUAAA